UUGGUACUGCACCUCUCCUUUGAUGCGUUAGAUGGAAAGGUUGCAAAGGACAGGUCGGAAUUCGGUAACGACGCAACCUUCAAAGGUUCACCCAAACUUGUUGAAGGCGUUUUCGGAAAAGCACUGGAAUUUGAUGGAAAAACUUCCGGGCAGAUUCCCGACCAUGCGAGUCUUGAUAUAGUCGACGGGCUUACCAUCGAAUUCUGGGCAACUAUUGAAGGCGGAGAAGCACUCCAGAGCGGCGUUGAAAAAGGGGCAGCUUGGGUUCCGGUCUGUAUAACCUUGCCGCGCUCUACAACGGUGGAACCAUCCUUCAGUUUCUUCGACUUACCCGAGCCGUGUAACGACGAUAAUAUUGGUCCCAGUAUCCAGGAUGGCGAAUGGCAUUUUCUCGCAGGAACGUGGGAUGGUAAAGAUAUUCUACUCUACAUUGAUGGCGAACUGGAAGCAGAGAUGCCGUGCAAGGGUGAGUUGAACCCGAACGACGAUCCCCUUUUUAUCGGUGCCCGCGGUGGCAGUGGACGUUUUCUCACCGGAGCCAUGGAUGAAAUCAAAAUGUACAACUACGCCUUAACCAAGGCAGAGUUGCUCAAGGAUAUGGAAGAGCCUGUCACGCUGCCUGUUAAUACACAGGAUAAAUUGACAACCGUCUGGGCACGUCUCAAAACCGACUAA
This is a messenger RNA of Geodia barretti, 675 nucleotides long. The record is from the annotation of a GenBank genome assembly. Lineage: Eukaryota; Metazoa; Porifera; Demospongiae; Tetractinellida; Geodiidae.